This is a messenger RNA of Dioscorea cayenensis subsp. rotundata (Guinea yam), 2006 nucleotides long. RefSeq names its product cell division protein FtsZ homolog 2-2, chloroplastic-like. Bases 247 to 1695 code for a protein of 482 amino acids. Gene Ontology annotation, biological process: chloroplast fission. Gene Ontology annotation, cellular component: cytoplasm; chloroplast. Gene Ontology annotation, molecular function: GTP binding; GTPase activity. The transcript is spliced from 8 exons. Lineage: Eukaryota; Viridiplantae; Streptophyta; Magnoliopsida; Dioscoreales; Dioscoreaceae. The record is from RefSeq and is a predicted model, not a curated record.
GGCGAAUCAGUGAAGCGGGUGGGCGAGCUGCUUUAAACCACUCCUUGAUUUGCAUCCUUAUCGAACGAGAGAAACUCACUUCUCUCCCAAUCCCUCACAAUUCUUCGAAUCGCUCUCCAUUCAAAAGUAAAUUUGUCUCAUAAGGUUUCUGGGCAAUGGAAUUGCAAGCAAUCUAGCAUUUGAGGUUUUGAAAUCGUUCAUCUCUCCCAUGUUCUUGGCUGCUGGGGUUUAGUUUUGGGGUUGAAGAUGGCUGUGAACUUCCAAUGUUCUAUGCCAUUUGAUAGUCAAUGCUCAGUUGGGGUCUCAGCUAUUCCUAGAGUAAGGAUACCAGCAGAGAAUUGGAUUAGCAAAAAUUCUUUGCAAAAGAUAGUUGAUGGAAGGAGCUCUCCUUUGGGCUUAGGACAAAGAGAUGCUCCAUGCUUUUAUCGUUUCAAGUGUUUGGCAAACUCUCAUAACAUUGGUUCAUUCCCUAACAAUGAUCCGUUCCUGCAUCUGCACCCUGAAGUCUCUGUGCUCCGAGGAGAAGGCGAUAACACCACCAUGUUUGAUCCAAGGAAGGAAAGGCCGGGUAGCAAUGCCACUGAGAACAUAGGGGACUUUCCUCUUCCUAAAAAUUGCAAUGAGGCCAAGAUAAAGGUUAUCGGUGUUGGUGGUGGAGGAUCAAAUGCUGUUAAUAGAAUGAUUGAAAGUUCCAUGGAAGGUGUUGAGUUUUGGAUUGUAAAUACUGACGUGCAGGCAAUGAGGAUGUCACCUGUCCAUCCAAAGAACCGCUUGCAGAUUGGACAGGAGCUAACUAGAGGUCUUGGUGCUGGUGGCAACCCUGAUAUUGGUAUGAAUGCUGCAAAUGAAAGCAAAGAGAGAAUACAAGAGGCAGUUGCCGGUGCUGACAUGGUCUUUGUGACGGCUGGAAUGGGCGGAGGGACUGGAACUGGGGGUGCUCCUAUUAUUGCUGGGAUUGCAAAGUCAAUGGGCAUAUUGACUGUCGGCAUUGUUACCACACCUUUUUCAUUUGAAGGACGUAGGCGAACUGUGCAGGCACAGGAAGGAAUUGCAACCUUGAGAAGCAAUGCUGAUACGCUCAUUGUCAUUCCAAAUGACAAAUUGUUGACCGCUGUCUCUCCAAAUACCCCUGUGACAGAAGCAUUUAACUUAGCUGAUGAUAUACUUCGACAAGGUGUUCGUGGAAUCUCUGAUAUAAUCACGGUGCCAGGUCUGGUUAAUGUUGACUUUGCUGAUGUUCGUGCAAUUAUGGCAGAUGCUGGUUCAUCAUUAAUGGGAAUAGGAGCAGCCACAGGCAAGUCUAGGGCUAGAGAUGCUGCUCUAAACGCUAUUCAGUCACCUUUAUUGGAUAUUGGAAUUGAAAGGGCUACUGGAAUUGUAUGGAAUAUAACUGGAGGAAAUGAUUUAACUUUGCAUGAGGUCAAUGCAGCUGCUGAAGUGAUCUAUGACCUUGUUGAUCCAAGUGUAAAUUUAAUAUUUGGGGCUGUGAUUGACCAGUCUUUCAGUGGUCAAGUGAGCAUUACUUUGAUUGCAACUGGAUUCAAACGCCAGGAAGAAACAGAAGGCCGCCCUUCGAAGGGAGCUCAAUCUGGUCGAGCCGAUGGUCGUGUGUUUUCAUCCUUCACUGAAGGCAGUACCGUGGAGAUUCCCGAGUUCUUGAGAAAGAAAGGACGGCCACGCUUCCCAAGAGCUUGACAACUUCGCUCUAUAGUAUCCGUCUCAUGAAAAAUGUUACUUUCCAGUCGACGGAGAUCCUAUCUAUGUGAUAUCAGUCUUUGCCAUGCCUUCCAACAGUUCAUUGACCUCUAGAGUUUGUUCUGUGUUUCUCUCCCACUAGUCUACUUCUAUUCAAAUCAUAAUAAGGAUAUAUAUUGAGGUGUUAAUUAGUGUUGCUCUGUUUACUGCACAAGCUCAACAUAAUAGUUGUAUAUCACUUGAUUUCUUUGUUUCAGUGUAUAUAUGGCAUUAAUGAAGUCAAAAAUACACAGUUUUUGCGUUUCUUUGAA